AUGGCGUCUUCAUCUAACAAAUUUCAAGUUCCUUUCGCUGGAAAAUGGAACGACUUCUCUGUUGCUGAUGAUGGAAUGAAGUAUGUUCCAGAACCCAAGGGUAGCAAAGAGCACCGAGAAAUUUGGGAAAGUCAGGUAAUGAUUCCCUUUGCCAUUGAUGAAAAUGUUUAUGCUUUCGGUGGUCCGAUCCCAGACGAUAUGAACUUGACUAGGGAAGUAGACGAGAUAUUUCCAUGUCUAGAAACUUGCGAGCCUAGAAUCUUUGAUAGCAAACCCUAUAACUUUGAAUAUAUGCUGACAAAUUAUAAACCCUUUCGAUCCCAUCCUUAUUACGGAAAUAGCCUUUACCUUACUUGGCUUGAUCGAAUAGAGCAAUCCUUUGGUAAAUUCUGGAAAGAUUACGGAAUCUUUGAGUUAAUACAGUUCUCUAGGAUAGGACCCAAAUACCAACCUGAAAUGCUCAUUGCUGCGAUGCAUUUCUUUGAAAAAUCUACCAACACCUUUCAUUUUAAAAGUGGUAUGAUGACACCUACCCUGUUCGAUGUGUCAGCUAUCACAGGGUUAAGACCCACUGGCAAAACUUACAGCCCUGAUGAUGUUAGUGAUAACAUCACUUUAAACUACAAAGAAAACGCCUUUUCUGCCUUUAUCCUCAAACAUUCAGGACCUGAGAAUGAAGAAGUCUCAGAUGAAGAACAUGUGGCCUUUCUCACUCUAUGGCUAUCCCAUUAUGUAUUUUGCUCUCGAUCUCUCCAAAUUGCUAGGAAAUUUAUACCCAUGGCUGUGCAAAUACAUGAAGGAUGCCAUUUUGCCUUAGGACGCCUUCUGCUGGCAACUCUGUAUGAGUCGAUUGGGGAAGUUUGUGAUAACCUGAAAGGUUUAGUUCCUGCCAAGUCGAAAUCGAAGAAAGCUGCGCCAGAUGGAUGUUUUCAAGCUGCUGGGCCAAUGUGGCUAUUACAGUUGUGGUUAAAUGCCACCUUUGAAAAAGAACUUGGUUUGUUCAUUCCCACUGAACAUCACGCUUCGAUAGCUAAAAGGAAAAUCGAAGGUACUCGUUUAAUAAGGCUUCAACCUAAUCCCCUUGAACAGAACUCUCAACAGCUAUUCAUGAAGUACAUGAAAAUUUUCUUAGCCAUCGACCAAUUCAAGCCUGAACACGCUCCAUUUGUGAAGAGAACCAUUGGUCCCUCCUGGUUCGUCAAAGAGAUACCAGUGUUGAAUCCUAACGCUGAGGAGGAAAUAAAUGAAACUUGGACAGCCUACUUAGAUCCUACUAUUCUGUCUAUUCGAAUUGGUACCCUAUCUUCUGAAUAUGCAUUAAUUGGGUAUCAACCGAACUUGGUUUCUAGACAGUUUGGCUUUUCACAGCUUCGACCAAAGAGCAUGUAUAUAAGGAAGAAAAACAUCGUGCUUGGGACAACUGUGACUUCCACUUUGUAUGAAAGGUACAUGAAGAUUAGUCGUGACAACGUUUAUGGCUUCGAGCCAUUUGACUUCAACCUUUCUUACUACUGUACACAAGAGUUUGCCAACUGGUGGAGGCGAUAUUUCGACAGCAAACACCUAGGAGAUGCAGUGCUUAUCUCGAGGUUGGAGAGUGGGUUUACUCGACCUCAGAUAAAGAGAAUCGAACAGCAAGUCAAGACUACAGUUACCAAAAAACAAGCUGCAGAUUCUGCUAAAACAGUUAAAGAGAAAACAACAUCAAAGUCAGUUGAGACUGAAGAGCCUUCUAAGGUACAUAUUGAAUCGAAACUUGUUUUCCUUUGA
This is a messenger RNA of Trifolium pratense (red clover), 1770 nucleotides long. RefSeq lists its product as uncharacterized. The record is from RefSeq and is a predicted model, not a curated record. The transcript has 2 exons. Gene Ontology annotation, biological process: meristem development; meristem maintenance. NCBI's taxonomy places the organism in Eukaryota, Viridiplantae, Streptophyta, Magnoliopsida, Fabales, Fabaceae. Bases 1 to 1770 code for a protein of 589 amino acids.